GGCGGAAGAGAAGCUCUUAGGAGUUUGCCGAGGAUGCCGGAUGAGUAGGGAUUGAGGUUCCGAUUUGGAUGGAGGCGGCGGGAGUUGAAUCCUCCUCCAGGCAGCUUCUGUUUUCGUUCUCUGGCGACUCGAGGCAGCUGACCGGUUCAGCAGUUACCGAGGGAGCGUGACCGCCCGGGAGGGCAGCACAUCCUGGGACCUGGCCGCUGUUCCGCAUGGGGGAGGAUGGGUCUGGGGGCGCCUUGCACCUGCUGUGCCUGGCGGCCAACAGCGGAGUUCCGCUGUUCUGCAGGAGCAGCCGCGGCGGCGCCCCGACCCGCCAGCAGCUCCCGUUCUCCGUCAUCGGCUCCCUCAAUGGGGUCCACAUGUUCGGGCAAAACCUGGACGUGCAGCUGAGCUCGGCAAGGACCCACGACACCACGGUGGUGUGGAGAAGUUUCCAUGGCAGCAUCACUCUCAUUGUCCUGUCUUCUGAGGAGGGCGUCUCGGAGCUGAGGCUGGGACGGCUGCUCCAGGCUGUGUUUGGGGCCAUGGUCCUUUUGGUGGGACUUGAAGAACUGACCAAUAUCCGCAACGUGGAGAGACUGAAGAAGGAGCUGAGGGCCAGCUACUGCCUCAUCGACAGCUUUCUAGGUGACCCGGAACUCAUCGGGGACCUGACCCAGUGUGUGGACUGUGUGAUUCCUCCAGAGGGGUCCCUCUUGCAGGAAGCCCUCUCUGGGUUUGCUGAGGCCACAGACACAGCCUUCGUCAGUCUGGUGGUGUCGGGCCGGGUGGUGGCGGCCACAGAGGGCUGGUGGCGGCUGGGGAUGCCUGAGGCCGUGCUACUGCCCUGGAUGGUGGGGUCCCUGCCGCCGCAGGCCACUCGUGACUACCCAGUGUACCUGCCGCAUGGGAGCCCCACGGUCCCACACCGGCUAUUGACCCUGACCCUGCUGCCAGGCUUGCAGCUGUGUCUGCUCUGCGGGCCGCGGCCACCUCUCAGCCAGCUGGACCCACAGAUGCUGGAGCGCUGGUGGCAGCCCCUGCUUGACUCACUGCGCGCCUGCCUGCCGCUGGGACCCCGAGCGCUGCCCGAGGGCUUCCCCUUGCACACGGACAUCCUCGGGCUGCUGCUGCUGCACCUGGAACUUAAGCGUUGCCUCUUCACCGUGGAGCCCUGGGCGGAUAGAGAACCUUCCCCUGAGCAGCGCCGGCGCCUCCUUCGCAACUUUUAUGCGCUGGUGACAGCCACACACUUCCCCCCAGAGCUGGGGACCCUGGAGAAGGCGGACGAUACAGCCUACCAUGCCCAGCUGCCCCGAGCCUGCUACCUGGUGCUGGGGUGUGAGGAGCCGGGUGCGGGGUGGCGGCUGGUGGCCCUACAGCUGGGGCCACGGCGACUGCUGCUGCUGCUGUCCCCUCAGAGCCCCACCCACGGGCUGCGUGACCUGGCCAGCCGCACCCUGCAGGCCCUCACACCCCUGCUCUGAGGGACCGUCCUGGCCGUGGGUGGCGCACACAGUUGAGCAGCCAUUAGCUCUCUCUCGGUUUAUUCGCUCACAAUAAUACACGGCCCCUGGAUGGGGAGGGGAGGGAAGGGCCACAACAGGGUGGGGUGGGAGGGGAGGAGGCGCCCACUUCCCUGGGCCCUCUCCCCUCUGUGCUUGGGGGGAAAGGGAGAGAGGGGGCUCCCCCUGACCCCCCAGAAUGUAAACAGCAGCAGAUGAACAAAAAUAAAAGUACAAAAGGCCGGA
Ochotona princeps (American pika) is the source of this 1736-nucleotide messenger RNA. RefSeq names its product fuzzy planar cell polarity protein (gene FUZ). The transcript is spliced from 11 exons. The record is from RefSeq and is a predicted model, not a curated record. The coding region runs from base 216 to 1472 and encodes 418 amino acids. Lineage: Eukaryota; Metazoa; Chordata; Mammalia; Lagomorpha; Ochotonidae. Gene Ontology annotation, biological process: non-motile cilium assembly; vesicle-mediated transport.